Molecule: messenger RNA, 1599 nt
Organism: Symsagittifera roscoffensis
Lineage: Eukaryota; Metazoa; Xenacoelomorpha; Acoela; Convolutidae
Exons: 4
Coding region: 175-1152 (325 amino acids)
Source: RefSeq, a predicted model, not a curated record
CUCUUUCAUCUAAUCGAUAAGUUACUGUUUUACUCGUUGUGCUGCAGUUAAAGAAUCUUGGAGCGUUAUUUUGCGUUACAAUAGUUCAGUUUGAAACGCAGCUCUGGAGAUUGUACUGCUUUUGAAAUUAUAACUUGUUCGCGUUUGAAGAAAUAAUUGAUUUGAAGACCCAGCAUGUCAUCAACAGUCCUCUGGGCCGCCCAGCUGGACUUUUUCUGUUCCCACGUACUCCUCAUUCCAGAUGCGAGAGAUUUGAAGAGGAGGGACCCGGUGGCACUGCUGCACCUGCUGGCCGAGAGGAUGCACAUCAGGUGUCCAUUCAACAACAUCUGGGACGCCACCAACAGCAUGUUUCUAGGAGACAAGCGAUUCAAGGUCGCUCCCUACCAACUCUACACUUCCCCUCUGAUCACUCGACUGCUCCUGGGUCAAGGGGGCACAUGCACUAUGCUCAGCACAAUUUUAGUUGCCCUAAUGAAACAUCUGGGCUAUGAUGCGUACAUGGGAAUGGGAAUCACCAGGAACAAAGUGGGAAUGGAGAUGUUGCACUGCAUUGCGCUGGUCAGAACUGUCACUGGAUCCGAUGAUGUUUGGUUGAUAGACCCUGGAACGCGUCUGGCACCCCUGUUCCAAGCAGUACCGUUGCACAAAGUCAAAUCUCAGGGAUCUGUAGAACUAGGACGGAGUUCGUUCGUCAUGAACAAAUUCGUUUACUCUCACGAUACUAACACAUAUUUCCGGUACUAUAAACAUUUGGGGGAGGGUGACGAAUACUCAAUGUUCUACGAAACAGACGAAGAAGAGUAUUGUAUGAAAACUCCUGAUGAUCCUGGAGUUUUAGACUUCACACAAGUUGGAACGAAGAAACGAUUGGUCGAAUACUUGAAAUGCCGCCAGCGAUCCAAAAUAGAUGUCGGUGCGUUUUGGGAGCAAAAUUUCAUACUGACUGGUUUUAAGAAUGGAAAGGCUGUGGUUUUUGUGAAUAAUAAACUGCGUCUUGAAGACGAAAACGGAGUUCUACAAGAGUCAGUUUUAGAGUCAAAAGAACAACUUAAAACUGUUCUAUUUACCAAUUUUCCUCUGUUGAAAUGUCCAGAAGCUAUGCUUUUUAUUGACAGUUUGUGGAACUCAAAGUAUGGAGCACAUUUGUAAAAUAUACUUUUAAAAUCUAUAUUUUCUGUAGGCGAUUUUCGGCACAAUAUAUUUUUAAUUUUCGCUUGCUUUGAUAAAACAAAGUUAGGUUCUUCUGAGUCGAAAAAAAAACAAACAUUCUUUAUCAAGGUGAAUUAUCAUGGUGUGCAAGAAGUUGACGAAGAAGAACUUCAAAAUUCGUCAUUUUCUGUAACGUAUAUCUAAAACAAAAUAAAUCAUGUUAAAAAUUUUUUGAAAAUCCAUUUUCGCUUAGCUUUGGGUGGAUAUGCGUGUUUUUUGGAUGAUUCCGAUUCGUGAAUUGAUUUAACGCAUUUUGAUUUUAAAUUUUGAAAAUUGUUUACUGAUAUCUUGAUUUACCAAUGAACAUUAUCUAUAUACUCAUAUCAAAUCACUGGGUUUUGGCCAUUUUUCAGCGAGAAUUUUUGUUAUUUUAGCGUUUUUUUUUGU